AUGAUUUCUGUUGAAGAUCCUCAAGGCAUCAUGACGACGCAAGAGAAAAAAGAACCCUCCGAUCAGAGGCCAUCGACACCGGAAACGCUUCCGGGUACUGUGAGCUCCUGCUCUCUGGAAGACAUUGCUGCCUAUCAUACAGUAGUCGAUGACCAUGACGCGAAUGCCCCAAGCUCGGUUUGCCAACAACGAAAGUUGAGUGCUGCCAUUGUCACAACCCCCGAUGCCCUGCAACAACAUGAUUUCGUGGCGGGUCGACCCACGCUGAGCGUAAACGCCUUGACUAACCACAACCACACGGACAGACCGGCUCUUCCGCCCAUCAAUCAUCGCCUUUCCAUCUAUGACACCCCUCCGCCCAAGCCACCCUCGAGCAAACAUCAUCGAGGAGCCAGUACCAGUGUACCCAGGAGACACCGUGAAAGCAGCAACAAGGGCUCCACCACCAGUGUCACUUCUACCAAGAGCCUCACCCGCCAGAAUAGCGCUCCUUCCUAUGCAACGUAUGGAAGUCUCCUCAACGACCCUCACGGUCUUCGGGUCGAUGCCUGGGCCGAACCACCUGCCAGCAACUACAAUGUCCGUGGCAUUACCUACAUGCAUGACCGGAAUAAGGUGCCCUCGGAAGAAGCACUCUUUUCCUUGCUCACCGUCGAUGUGGUACACACAGCCGACGGUCGUCCCAUUAUGGAAGGACUCUGUAAUCACCCCAAUGAACGCAUCCAGCGUGCCCUCCGACGAGAAAAAGAGACUGGGAUCAAGGAACUCCCCGAUUUUAUCUUUGCCGUUAAUUUGGCCAUUCCCGGCCCGCCCUUUUAUCACAUCAUGGUCUAUAUGGGUUGCGACGAUGUGGACGCCUUACGAGAUACCGAUACUCCCGUGGGAAAGUUGACCAACCCAUUCUUUUUUGGGCCCUCGGAUGACUUUCGAGACAGCGCUUUCAAGUUGAUUCCCAGAAUUGUCGAUGGAAACUUUGUCGUCAAAAAGGCUGUGGGUUCCAAACCCACCAUUCUAGGGCGCAAGUUGAAGCAGCAUUACAUUCGAAGUCCCCGCUUCUUGGAAUUGAUUGUCGAUAUCGAAAGUGACAGUAUUGCCAAAAAGGUUGUCUCGCUAAGCGUAAGCUACGCCAAGACCAUCAUCACAGACAUGAUGUUUGUCCUGGAAGCAGACAACAUCGAAACACUUCCGGAACGCAUCCUGGGUGGUGUGCGACUCAAGAAUAUCGACUUGAAGAAGGUGGAUGGACAGCGCAAAGUACAACGCUACAACAAGAAAUAA
Molecule: messenger RNA, 1278 nt
Organism: Seminavis robusta
Lineage: Eukaryota; Bacillariophyta; Bacillariophyceae; Naviculales; Naviculaceae
Source: the annotation of a GenBank genome assembly